GAGUUGAGAGUUGAGAGUUGAGAGACCGAGAAAGAGAGACUUGCGUGCACUGAAAUUCGUCUCUGUGAUACGGAAAAAUGAUCACCGUGCAAGAUUCUAAGACGCUAUUCUCUCUGCUCAACGCGGAUCAACGGUCGUUCGAAGAAAUCAUCUCGGAUUUCAUCUCUAAAUUUCCGUUAGAAAUGCAUUUCAGAAUCUGCUGUUCGCUCGCCGUUCUCUUAGAGGAGAAAAAGAUGCUCAAACCCACUCAACGUUUGGUGGCAUUUGCUAUUCUCCAUCAGACUUACUCUUCACAGCCAUUUUCAACAAAUCCAUUCAUUUCUUUUCUUAUAAAUGCAACAUGUGAUGGUGCGGCUGAGAAAAUGGAAAGGGUUUUUAUUCUCCAGUUGUUGGGGUCUGCUGGUGCUGGCAACAGCAAGGAGGUACUUAAUCUGUCAGCAGUAGAUUAUAUCAAAGGAUUUGAUCCUUCAUCACAUGUUCUCCCUCAAUGUGAACAGCUGCAAAGGCAAUAUUGUGACAAAGUACAGCCAGAACCUUAUACUAGCUUAUUCAGGGCUGCUGCCGUCAAAAAUGUAGUUUCAGACCCAGAUAUACCUCGCGGUUGUGAUGCAAAUUCACCAGAGUUUGAAUUUACACCACCUGGCUCUAAACCAAGAGUUGGAUCUGGAGAUAGGGAUGAGACAGUAACUGGGUUGUUGCAAAAUUUGUCAUUGGAAGGAUUAGAUCCUCAGUGGAUCAGACCUCUUCCACCGAGACUCCCAAUACAAGAUGGAGAGCUUGUGUGGCUCAACCCUGACAAUAACCAUGAGCUGUUAUGGGACUAUGGUAUGUGUGCUGACACUAGCAGAGGGGCUGCAGUUAGGGAUCUGAUUGCAAAAGCCUUGAAGGGACCACUUGUGCCUGCACAACAGGAGCAAGUCUUGGUGGAGUUGGCAAAUGACCCGAAGCUUGUGUACCACUGUGGACUGACUCCACGAAAAUUACCUGAGCUGGUGGAACACAAUCCACUUAUUGCUGUUGAAGUUCUUAUAAAGUUAAUGAAUUCUGCUGAAAUUUCAGAAUACUUUACAGUUCUUGUAAAUAUGGACAUGAGCCUACACUCCAUGGAAGUUGUAAACAGGCUAACAACAGCAGUUGAUCUUCCCACAGAAUUUGUACAUAUGUAUAUCACAAAUUGUAUUUCAUCCUGUGAGAACAUCAAGGAUAAGUAUAUGCAGAACAGACUUGUCAGACUUGUAUGUGUUUUCUUACAAAGCUUAAUCCGAAAUAAGAUAAUCAACGUUCAAGAUCUGUUCAUUGAGGUCCAGGCCUUUUGUAUUGAGUUCUCAAGGAUUAGGGAAGCAGCGGGGUUGUUCAGGCUCCUGAAAACCUUGGAAUGAAAAAUCUCAAAUUUAUUUUGUUUUGGUUUUUGGUAUCAAAGUCAAUUUCCCCUCUCUUUCCUAGUUCUUCUCUGCUUCAUAUUUAAAGGCAUUUUGGAUGUCCAUCACCAAUCUCUCCUGUGGUUGACAAACUGAUAAUCUAUACAGAGAUGGCAUGAU
Telopea speciosissima is the source of this 1538-nucleotide messenger RNA. Its product is annotated as CCR4-NOT transcription complex subunit 11-like. NCBI's taxonomy places the organism in Eukaryota, Viridiplantae, Streptophyta, Magnoliopsida, Proteales, Proteaceae. The transcript has 13 exons. Gene Ontology annotation, cellular component: CCR4-NOT complex. Bases 78 to 1379 code for a protein of 433 amino acids. The record is from RefSeq and is a predicted model, not a curated record. Gene Ontology annotation, biological process: mRNA catabolic process; negative regulation of translation.